Molecule: messenger RNA, 682 nt
Organism: Penaeus indicus
Lineage: Eukaryota; Metazoa; Arthropoda; Malacostraca; Decapoda; Penaeidae
Exons: 2
Coding region: 164-514 (116 amino acids)
Source: RefSeq, a predicted model, not a curated record
AGUCACACACACACGCACAUUUACACAGUCAUACACACACGCACAUUCACACACAGUCACACACACAGAAACACACAUUUCACAUAUUCACAGAAAAAGAUCACAUUGCAAUCCAUUUACUCCAAUUUAAUCCGUUUGUAUAUAACGAAUCUCUGCCAUUAUAAUGAAGACAAACCUCCUAAAUACUCCAUGCAAAUACAAACUCCAAAGUAUUAAAAUCACCAACGACUCUAUUCCUCUGCAGAAUAAGAACCAAGAUCACGAAUUCUUCACAGCAGAGGCCGUCAUGAGACUGUUCAUUCUGGCAGUAAUCUUUACAGCUAUUUCGAUUGCCGGGUUCGUUGCCUCGUAUGCCCGCUGUACUGUUUGGCAAGGGAAUACUUGGGUAAACACGUGUGCGUUCGAAACCAGGGCGUCCAUUGCUAUCGGUGGGGCCGCUGCGUUUGCUGGAGCUGUCUUCACUCUUUCCGGCUGCAUAGGACUUCAUAAAAGGGGUGCCUUUGAUGAAAGAUAAUUGGUUAUACAUCUGUUUGAGGAAACUAUGUGAUAACUUUCAUUCACUUUUAUGUGUAAUAAAUGGUUAAUAUGCGUUAUUAUUAUCAUUAUUAUUAUCAUCAUUACUAUUAUUAUUAUUAUUAUUAUUAUUAUAAUCAUUAUUUUAAAUAAAGAUCUGUUCGUGAUA